Molecule: messenger RNA, 936 nt
Organism: Penicillium cinerascens
Lineage: Eukaryota; Fungi; Ascomycota; Eurotiomycetes; Eurotiales; Aspergillaceae
Product: Nitrilase
Exons: 3
Coding region: 1-936 (311 amino acids)
Molecular function (GO): catalytic activity
Source: RefSeq, a predicted model, not a curated record
AUGACCCAGAAGUUAAAGGCUGCCGUGGCACAAAAGCGGACUCGCUCCUCCGUGGAGUCCACCCUCGCCGCACUCAAGCAAGUUACCCAACAUGCCGCUUCCCAAGGUGUAAAGCUUCUGCUAUUACCAGAGACCUAUCUUGGUGGAUACCCUCGUACUUGUGAUUGUGGAACUGCAGUGGGCGCCCGCACUCCCCAUGGCCGGGAACAAUUCCUGCAGUACUUCAAGUCGGCGGUGGAUCUCGGCGAUACGCCUGCCGGAGCUGGUGAUGACUGGAUUGACCGCACGCUUCCAGUGGCUAAGGGAUCUGAUUGUCGUGGCGAUGGCACAAGAGAGUUUCUCGAACAGGUUUCUCGAGAAACGGGUGUUUUCAUCGUUACCGUGUUGAUUGAGAAGGCCAGCGAUACUUUGUACUGCUCCGCUAUUUACGUCGACCCGUCGUCUGGUGUUCUUGGAAAGAGAUGGAAGGCCAUGCCGGCAAGUCAUGCUGCAUUUGAGCGUCUUAUUUGGGGCCAGGGCUCACCGUCCAGUCUCCAGGCUGUAACCACCGAGAUUGAUGGUGUCAAGCUCACCAUUGCUGCUGCUAUCUGUUGGGAGAACUUCAUGCCCCUGCUCCAGCACAGUCUGUAUUCGCGAAAUGUGAACAUCUAUCUUACAUCCACUGCGGAGAGUCGAGACACUUGGCUGCCUCUCAGGCGGACUAUCGGUGGAGAGGGCCUCCUCGCGGGUCCAUUCUGGGAAACAUCUCAUGAUGAUCCUCUUGACGCAUCAGGGGUCAAUGAGGCUCCUGAGAAGGACGGACUCUUAAUCCACGAGAUUGAUGUGGAGGAUUGCGAGCGCGGUAAGCUUGACAUGGACGUUGCGGAAAGUUCCUCAAGGAAUGACUCCUUCAAAUUGACAGUCGAGGGGUUGGGCUUGAACCUGCCGCCAUUUUGA